Messenger RNA from Uranotaenia lowii, 2538 nucleotides. RefSeq names its product transcription factor SPT20 homolog. The coding region runs from base 1 to 2538 and encodes 845 amino acids. The transcript is spliced from 8 exons. The record is from RefSeq and is a predicted model, not a curated record. NCBI's taxonomy places the organism in Eukaryota, Metazoa, Arthropoda, Insecta, Diptera, Culicidae.
AUGGCGACAGAGGGGUUUCGUAGAGGAGACGAUCUCCCAGCUCUGGGAUCUUUAAUCGCAAAUCGUGGCGAAGUUUGCUACAUUGUUGUGGAAUUCGAUAAAGAAAAAGCGGAAAGUGAUAAGAAAAAUUUUUCCUUGGCCGAUGUAUCACCAUUCCUAAUUCAUCGAUCCAUCAUCAAUUCAAUUGGAGAUGUGGAGGAUUCACGUACAGAACAAAAUGGCGCACGUAUUGUUCUAAAAAUAAGAGGCAGAUCAAAACGUGAGAAACUACUUCAACUGUCUCAACUGGCUGAUGGUACCCGGAUCAAAACCUUCGAGCAUCCGUCGCUGAAUUUCUGCAAGGUGGUGAUUUUUGCCCCGGAGGUGAAGAGCGUUGAUGAUAAAAUCAUUUUGGAGGAGUUACGAGAUCAACACGUGGUACAGGUAGACCGUAUAAAAAAGAAGAAACAACAACAACUGGUUCAGACACAACGACAACUGGAUCGGACACAACGACCACUGGUUCAGACACAACCACAACUGGAUCAGAUACAACAACCACUGGAACAGAUACAACAACAAUUGGAUCAGACACAACGACCACUGGUUCAGACACAACAACCAUUGGAACAGAAACAACAACAACUGAUACAACAACAACUGGUUCAGACACAACGACAGCUGGAUCAGAAACAACAACAACUGGAUCAGAAACAACAACAACUGGAUCAGAUACCACAACCACAGGAACAGAAACAACAACAAUUGACACAACAACCACUGGAACAGAGACAACAACAACUGGUUCAGACACAACAACCAUUGGAUCAGAUACAACCACAACUGGAUCAGAUACAACCACAAUUGGAUCAGAUACAACAACAACUGGUUCAGACACAACAACCACUGGAUCGGAUACAACAACCAGUGGAACAGAAACAACAACAACUGGUUCAGACACAACAACCACUGGAACAGAGACAACAACAACUGACACAACAACCAUUGGAUCAGAUACAACCACAACUGGAUCAGAUACAACCACAAUUGGAUCAGAUACAACAACAACUGGUUCAGACACAACGACAGCUGGAUCAGAAACAACAACAACUGGAUCAGAUACAACAACCACCGGAACAGAAACAACAACAAUUGACACAACAACCAUUGGAACAGAGACAACAACAACUGGUUCAGACACAACAACCAUUGGAUCAGAUACAACCACAACUGGAUCAGAUACAACCACAAUUGGAUCAGAUACAACAACAACUGGUUCAGACACAACAACCACUGGAUCGGAUACAACAACCAGUGGAACAGAAACAACAACAACUGGUUCAGACACAACAACCACUGGAACAGAGACAACAACAACUGGUUCAGACACAACAAUUAUUGGAUCAGAUACAACCACAACUGGAUCAGAUACAACCACAAUUGGAUCAGAUACAACAACAACUGGUUCAGACACAACAACCACUGGAUCGGAUACAACAACCAGUGGAACAGAAACAACAACAACUGGUUCAGACACAACAACCACUGGAACAGAGACAACAACAACUGGUUCAGACACAACAAUUAUUGGAUCAGAUACAACCACAACUGGAUCAGAUACAACCACAAUUGGAUCAGAUACAACAACAACUGGUUCAGACACAACAACCACUGGAUCGGAUACAACAACCAGUGGAACAGAAACAACAACAACUGGUUCAGACACAACAACCACUGGAACAGAGACAACAACAACUGACACAACAACCAUUGGAUCAGAUACAACCACAACUGGAUCAGAUACAACCACAAUUGGAUCAGAUACAACAACAACUGGUUCAGACACAACAACCACUGGAUCGGAUACAACAACCAGUGGAACAGAAACAACAACAACUGGUUCAGACACAACAACCACUGGAACAGAGACAACAACAACUGGUUCAGACACAACAACCAUUGGAUCAGAUACAACCACAACUGGAUCAGAUACAACCACAAUUGGAUCAGAUACAACAACAACUGGUUCAGACACAACAACCACUGGAUCGGAUACAACAACCAGUGGAACAGAAACAACAACAACUGGUUCAGACACAACAACCACUGGAACAGAGACAACAACAACUGGUUCAGACACAACAACCAUUGGAUCAGAAACAACCACAACUGGAUCAGAUACAACCACAACUGGAUCAGAUACAACAACAACUGGUUCAGACACAACGACAACUGGAUCAGAAACAACAACCACUGACACAACAACCACUGGAUCAGAAACAACCACAACUGGUACAGAGACAACCACAACUGGAUCAGAUACAACAACCACUGGAACAGAAACAACAACAACUGGAUCAGAUACAACAACCACUGGAACAGAAACAACAACUGCAUCAGACACAACAACCAUUGGAUCAGAUACAACCACAACUGGAUCAGAAACAACAACAACUGGACCAGAAACAACGACCACUACCACAGAAACAACGACAACUGCUCCUGAAACUACCGUUACCAUACCUUCAACAACUUCGACUGCAGUUACUACAACGAUAG